Salvelinus namaycush (lake trout) is the source of this 801-nucleotide messenger RNA. RefSeq names its product LRRN4 C-terminal-like protein. The record is from RefSeq and is a predicted model, not a curated record. Lineage: Eukaryota; Metazoa; Chordata; Actinopteri; Salmoniformes; Salmonidae. The transcript has a single exon. Gene Ontology annotation, molecular function: protein binding. Bases 1 to 801 code for a protein of 266 amino acids.
AUGUCAUUCUGCUGGAAUUGGGCAGCUCUGCUCCUUCUACUAGUACUGACCCCUGACCUGCUUCCCACCCACCUCAUCAACACCCGACCCCUCCUCACACAUGCCAUCCCCACCUCCCCGACGGUCACACACCCCAAGAUCCAAUAUGUUACUGGCGUGGGCUUUGACUACGACGAAGAUGACUACACUGAAGAGAAUGCUUCCCAUUCCCCUCCCAAUUACAGCAAAACCUCAUCAGCUUCUACUCUGGUUCCGAUGCAGCCCAAGCCCUGUGACUACCACCCCUGCCAGGACAACCAGAUACCCUGCUCCCAGCUCUCUGCCCAGACCGGGUGCCUCUGCCCUGGGCUAAGCGGGGUAGACGAGCCCCCUCACGCUCCACACCUCCAGAAGCUAGUGCCAGGCACUGAUGGAGGGGCAGAGGUACGGUGGUGCGCUCCAGCCUCUGUGGUAUCUGGAUACCGGGUCGUGAUCGAAGAUCGAAAGGGAGCGCCUCUCCAGUUCCGGGGUGAUUCUCGGAGCGGGGUGCUGGGGGAACUAGAGGCAGGUGUCAAGGUGUGUGUGGAGGCAGUGAACAUAGCGGGAACCAGCGCCCCCUCUGAGCUCUCCUGCCUGCGCUACGACCCCCCUGAGGCCACCAACCUGGCCCUAAGGGCGGGGGUCAUCGGAGGGGGUCUGGGAUUUCUCCUGCUCCUCUCCUUGGUCGCCCUGGUCCUCUGGAGGCGACAGACGUGUAAAACAGGGGAAAACUCUGCAGAGGGGCUGGGGAACCCCUCCUACAGCACGGAGGGAACGCUGUGA